AUGAACGCAUAUAGGCAUGUCCUAAGGACGUCGCCGGGUGCUCCGUUGAGAGCCUCGGCCGUUCCCCAUACCUCCCAUGUCAGGUCACCGGCGACCAGCCGGCUGUUGUCCAGCCGCGCUUCCCGUGUCAACACCACCGAAAUUCGCACCUCUCCCGCCACGCCCAUUUCCGCGCAGGAGAUCCCUCUACUAAAGUCGCCUUUUACUCCCAACACGAUACAAGCCCGCUCGUUCCACGCCUCGCCGCGCGCUCUGCAGCAGCAGGAGAAGCCCCAAACGCCAGAGACCGAACCCAAGGCGCAAGAAGAGUCCGCCGAAAAGAAGGAGUCCAAGUCCGACGAAGCAAAGGAGGAGGGCGAGAAGCAGGAGGGCGAGCCCAAGAAGGAAAAGAAGGAGGAUGCGCCGCCUCCACCUCCCCAUGGCGACAAGACUCCUUGGCAGGUUUUCAUGGAGACCAUGCAGACCGAGUUCAAGCAGUCUCAGGAAUGGAACGAGUCGACCAAAGCUUUGGCCGCCUCCGCCAACCAGAUCGCUGAGAGCGAGGCGAUUAGGCGUGCACGACAGGCUCAGGAAGCUGUUUCUUCUACGGCGGGCAAGGUCGUCAAGACCACCGCGACUGCCGUUGGCAAGGGUGCUCAGUGGACCUGGGAGACGCCAGUGAUGAAGGGAGUGCGCAAGGGUGCCAACGUCACCGGAGAGGUUCUCGACAAGGCGACGAAGCCUAUCCGCGAGACCGAGGCUUACAAGAGCGUAAAGGAGGUCAUCGAUGACGGAAGCAGCUCCAGAUAUGGCGGCUGGGCUGAGAAGGAGGAGCGCAGGAAACGCAGAGAGAAGUGGCUGAAGGAGUCAGCUGGCAAGGGUCCUCAAAUCUUUGAGGAAGAUCCCAAUGCCGGAGCCAACGUCGUCGUCCACAAGGAUGCCGCCUGGAAGGAGGCAUGGAGGGAUUUCCGCGACUCCAACAAGGUCGUUCAGAACAUUUUCGGUUUGAAGACUGUCUACGAAGAGUCCGAAAACCCUCUCAUCUCCACUGCCAGGAGUAUCACCGACAAGAUCGGCAGUUUCUUCGCCGAGAACGAAACCGCCCAGGUCAUCAAGAAGCUUCGCGAAGUGGACCCCGGCUUCAACAUGGAGAACUUCCUUAUGGAGUUGCGCGAGUACAUCCUGCCCGAAGUUCUCGAGGCUUACGUCAAGGGUGAUGUUCAGACGCUGAAGCUUUGGCUCUCGGAAGCCCAGUACUCCGUCUACGAGGCUUUGACCAAGCAGUAUCUCACCGCUGGUCUCAAGUCCGACGGACGCAUUCUCGACAUUCGUGGUGUUGAUGUCCUCAAGGCGCGGAUGCUGGACCCUGGUGACAUUCCUGUUUUCGUCAUCACCUGCAGGACUCAAGAGGUUCACGUCUACAAGAACGCCAAGACUGGAAAGCUGGCGGCUGGUAUGGAGGACAAGGUCCAGCUUGUCACUUACGCCAUUGGCAUUACUCGUAUUCCUGACGAUGUCAACAACCCCGAGACCAGGGGCUGGAGGUUGAUCGAGAUGCAGAAGAGCGGACGCGAUUACAUCUAA
Sordaria macrospora k-hell is the source of this 1563-nucleotide messenger RNA. RefSeq lists its product as uncharacterized. Gene Ontology annotation, molecular function: protein-folding chaperone binding. NCBI's taxonomy places the organism in Eukaryota, Fungi, Ascomycota, Sordariomycetes, Sordariales, Sordariaceae. The record is from RefSeq and is a predicted model, not a curated record. Gene Ontology annotation, biological process: protein import into mitochondrial matrix. Gene Ontology annotation, cellular component: mitochondrial inner membrane.